Cotesia glomerata is the source of this 1782-nucleotide messenger RNA. RefSeq lists its product as uncharacterized. The transcript has a single exon. Bases 1 to 1782 code for a protein of 593 amino acids. The record is from RefSeq and is a predicted model, not a curated record. NCBI's taxonomy places the organism in Eukaryota, Metazoa, Arthropoda, Insecta, Hymenoptera, Braconidae.
AUGGUAGCUAAAAAACAAAAUUGGGUACUCUUUGUCCUGGCAGCUGUUUUGAUAGCUUGUCUGAUGAUAGGAAUAUUUAUGGUCCUUAGAGUCAAAGCCAGGGAAGAUGAAACCACUAAGAAAAUUCGCGAAGCGAUGAAGGUAGAUGAGACAGCAGUGCAUCCUAAGAAUCACGAUCUAGCAGAACAGUACGUGAACAACAUUGAUGAACUGUUGACUGUCGAAUUCGCUCAUUGGAAUAGUCAUUCUGAUGCCUUAACCAAGCUUGUGCUCUUUGCGAUCAAUCUGAUGGAAUUCGUGAUAGCUAAUGGUGAGCAGGAGAUUCCAAGCUACAUUUUAGUAGUUAGGAAAAUUAUCGAAAACCUAAAAAACGAGCUGAAGAAUAAGGCUUUUAGCAAGAGCAUUCCUUGGGGAAAUAACUGGUUUCCAUUUUCAGUCUACGUCACCCGGCUGUUUAUUUUGUUCCAGUAUUUCGGAAACGACACGUCCCUUGGGUACGAGUGUCAUAAGCAGAUCAUCAGAAUCAUUCCUGAGAUAGGAAUAUCACUGAGGCAAAAUUUAAGACCUCAUAAAAAGCUCAAUCUGUUUUACAUGACAGUUUCGCGACUUUGUUCAAACUACAUGUUUGAUCCUAAUGGAUACGACAAUGAUCUUAAAACACGAAGAUUCAAGGAACUCCAGCAGUACUUGCUGUUUAUACCAAUGACCACUUACGUUGUCAACGAAGGGUUCUACACGGAUGAUUCUUGCAUUUACAGUGAUAAUGUCGCCUCGUAUGCUCUCCUAAGACUCUAUAACAACUUCCACGACCGCGUUUACCGCGCCUUUAGGUUCUCAACUGGGUUGGAAGAUGCUGCGAUAAGAUUGCUGCCGAAAAUCCUGCAUCCUAAGGUCCCUGCCGUACCACUUGGGCUCUUUGGACGGACUGGGCACCUUAUCAACUAUCGUGUGUACUCUUUGGCUUUCCAAAGCACUGGAAUCUUCAUCGCUCCCUUCAUUGGAUUCGGUGUCUUUAAGACUAACGAUAGUCUCUUCUACGUCCGGGUCCAGCGGCCUAAUAUUGUCGCUUACCAAAUCAAGAAAGGCGAAGGCUCCAAGGACUUGGCUCUUGGUUGGAUUCAAAUGCGCAAGAUUUACCAUCAUAGAGACACUCAACUUAAGGAUUACAAGGAAGAAAUGACCUGGAAUAGACUCAAAGAGCAACCCGGGCUGCUGAUCUUCAAGAACAAUCCACAAAGUAACUGUGAUCCUAAAAUCUUCAAGGAGGAUGAAGUUGAAGAGUUUAAUCCUUUCUGGCCCGAGCAUGUAAACUCCUUUAUUGGGCAGGUUAAUAAAAAUGAGACUGACAUGGAUAAAAAGCUCCUUUUCUGGAGAAACAGCUACACCUUUCCUAAAGCUUAUAAGAAUAAAGAAGUUGCGAUUACAGAGGUCGCCGUUGUCACUUCUAAAGGGAUCCAGGCUCAUUAUACGAUUAAUAAUCAAUCAGGUGAAGAGCUGAGGUUCAAUUACAAAGAUCCAAAGACUGAUUGGAGAGUUAUGACAGUAAAUGGCAGCAGUGUAGAUCCUUUUCAUACGGUGCCUAUUACUACAGCCAACAAUCCCUCGAAAUUUAAAUGGAAAAUGCUUACCGAAGAAAAUGAUUACGACGUUAAAUUUGAGAAUAAUGUCAUGUCCUUCAAAUUCCUUGAAAAGACUUACCAGGUAACAGUUGAAUCAGUAAAUGAGUCUUGUAAGCUCAUAGGUGGCGCUAAACCAGAGAUAUUUUACGCAAAGCCUAUUUAA